Messenger RNA from Zeugodacus cucurbitae (melon fly), 1354 nucleotides. RefSeq names its product vitellogenin-3-like. Gene Ontology annotation, biological process: lipid metabolic process. NCBI's taxonomy places the organism in Eukaryota, Metazoa, Arthropoda, Insecta, Diptera, Tephritidae. The record is from RefSeq and is a predicted model, not a curated record. Gene Ontology annotation, molecular function: lipase activity.
GAGACGCGUUUGACACAAGCGAUCAGUUUGCCAGAAACACUGGUCGCAAUAUUUACAAUUUUAUACUGAUAAGGCAGCGCGAAAUAUAAAGCAUACAACCAACAAAAAGAGCAAAAUGUCACGACUACGAGUUCAUACUAAAACGAUAACGUUAAUAUUAAUCUGGCUUGCUGUGGCCACACACGUACAGGCUGGUCUGUUCAGCAUACCUGAUCUGGGUAAAAGUUUGCAGAAUAUUGCGACGGGAGUCUCCAAAGACAUAACCAGUCAGGCUCCGGCACUCUCUUCACAAACGAUAAGAUCGCGUGUGACACCAGAUUUGCGGAAAAUUCAGUUUCAAUUACGCACCUCCUGCAAUAAAUAUAGUUAUCCGCUGUUGGAUGCUAAUCAAAUAUGGCAGAGUCCCGAAUUCGAUUCGACGAAGAAGGUGGUCAUUUUGGUUACUGGUUGGACCACAACUGUUAACAACUCGGAUACUAUCGAUGUGUUGGCCAAGGCGUAUAAUUGUCGCGGUGAUGUGAAUUUUGUGGCCGUUGAUAUAGCAAAUUUUGUGGCUACCCUCUACACUUGGGCUGCAUUGAAUACGGAUGAAAUUGGCGCGAGUCUCGCCAAAGGCAUCGAUUUACUGACUCAGGUAGUACCGCUCGAAAAUAUACACCUGAUCGGUCACAGUCUGGGCGCACAUAUCGUCGGCGCUGCCGGGCGUUACUUUAACUAUAAAACUGGCAAGCUUGUGCCUCGCAUAACCGGUUUGGAUCCAGCGAAACCCUGUUUCAACGAAGGUCACGUACUUUCCGGUCUGCUGCGAGGCGACGCCAAGUUCAUCGAUGUGAUUCAUUCGAACCCCGGUGUGCUGGGCAAACGCGAACCAAUGGGUGAUGUGGACUUCUAUCCGGGCGGUUUGGAUCCUCUGCCAAAAGGUUGUCUGGACGUGGUUUGUGCACAUGGCCGUUCGUGGGUAUAUUAUGCGGAAACCGUUUAUCCAGGCAAUGAAUUGAAUUUCAUGGCUAAACGUUGCACUUCACAGACGAACUUGGCCGAUAAUAAAUGUCCGGGUGCUGAGUCCCCCAUGGGCUAUGCGGUGCCACAUGCACUCAGAGGCAAUUACUUUUUGGAAAUCAACUCAGCAGCGCCUUUCGGUAAGGGUGCUAAUAAAGAGAAAUUAUUGUCUCAAGCCAAUUGUGGUCUAUGUGUGGAGAAGACAUAUAAGUGAGAUGUUAACAUUCUAACUUUAUCGAGACAUAGUGCAUCAGUUUUAGAAAUUAUUUCAUGCCAUAAUCUUAUUAUCAUAGAAAAAUUAACUUCUUUAUAUAUUCUUGUUGUUGUUUUUUAAUAAAAUUGUUUAUUGAAUAUA